Messenger RNA from Seminavis robusta, 2695 nucleotides. The record is from the annotation of a GenBank genome assembly. Lineage: Eukaryota; Bacillariophyta; Bacillariophyceae; Naviculales; Naviculaceae.
AUGUGGAGACCAUUGAAAGAUUUAGAGGCCAACCUUUCCGAGCCGAACUGUGAGGAUUCUCCUCCCGCCAUUGGCGCCAUCUAUCUUUUGCCAUUGUACAUUGUACCCCGAAUGUAUGGUUGGGCAAAAAUGGAACCCUCUGCAGUCCAAGUGGAUGAUGAGGAAGAGAUAAUAGAUAGCAGUGUUGUGGCUGCCGGAAGCCGAGGGGACAAUGCUGGGGCAGAGCUCAGAGAGUUGGAAUCGGAAGCAAAACAGGGAGAAUAUGAGCAAUCGAAGAAAGUGGAAAUGGGGAGGUCAUUCCAGUCAUCACAAUAUCAUCCCAACACAACAGGUGACAACUCCAUGGGAGAGGAAACCAUAAAAGAAGAAAAGGAUGCCAUUGUAUCGAAGAUACCGGCAGUACAUGAGCAAAUAAAGAGUCUUCAUCAAGUGAACAGCAAAACUGCGUCAGCAGAUGCUGGUCUCGAUGACCGUCCGAGCGCAACAGGCGACAACUCCACGGGAGAGGAAACGAAAGAACAAGAAGAAGCUGGUUUACGAGUGGACGGGCCUUCUUCUUUUCCACAACCAAGGUUGACUCGUGGGCAAAAUCUGUCAGAUGAAGCUGCCAUGCACCCAGGAGCGUAUACAUCGGUUCCCGGGACUGAUCUCCAGAGAACAACAACACUCAGUCGUUCGUUGGUGGGGGCUACUUCUUCUGCUCAUGUUGAAGACCUUACUUCAAACAUAAACGCAAGGAAUCAAAGUACAGCAGAUGACCAAGCCACCACUCCCACUGACAACAACAGUGGAUUGGCUGUGGCCACCCAAGUAGAAGAACAUGUGGAACCUACACAGAUUGCUCGACCCGACAAUUUGCACGGGAAAAAUGGAUCAACCUCAAUGACUCCCAUGAUCCUUGUUCUCAUUGGUGGUAUUCUCAUUAUUGGAAUUGUUGUUGGUUCCAUCUGUGGGGCUGGUCUCUGCAGCAACCAAGAAGGUGAUGUGAAGACUCAGGCUCCCACUUCAAUUCGAUAUUCUGUUUUGGAGGAUAUUCAAAACAGAAUAGAAGAGGCUUUUGGGCCUGACUAUUUUAUGAAAACUGAUGAGCCGGAACCCACCCAGCCAAAGUUCAAGGCUCUUGAUUGGAUCGUGUUUGAGGAUCCUCUGCAGCUCAGCACAGAUGCCAAUAAUCUUCUACAGAGGUUCAUCUUGUCAUUGACUUACUUUCAAACAUCCCAAGAGAGCGAUUGGAUUAAUUGUGGGCCAUCCACAACUGCAAAGAAAGAUGAUACAUGCUGGAUUCCGAUGGACGUUUCCAACUUGGCAAGUGGGUGGCUCACAGGUGUUCACGAAUGUCAAUGGGCGGGAAUUUUUUGUGACGGAGAGAAAAGCAUUACUCAGUUGCUGCUUUGGCACAACGGAUUGAACGGCCCUCUGCCCACGGAACUUGUAAUUCUUCCAGCACUGGAAUCACUGAGCUUUCGUGGAAACCAACUAACAGGAAGUAUUCCAUUGGAAUUGUUUGAAAACAACAAGCUCUCCUUCGUAUCUUUUUUCAACAAUUCACUAACAGGGACAGUGCCCACACAAGUUGGACUCUUUUCUGGGACUUCGCUUCGAUUUGAUUCAAACAGCUUGUCAGGUUCCAUCCCUACAGAGCUCUUUCAGGUUGGCAAAAGAAUUGCCAGUUUUGGUUUUAAUGACAAUGGUAUGACGACAUUGCUCGGAAACAGAACACAAGUGACCUUCCAACUUUUGGUCAAGACCCUAAUGUGAUUGACAGCUCACCCUUUCCAUUUCCCUGCUUUGUAGCUUACAGGAACUCUACCGACUGAAACUGGAGCAUUGCAUGGGCUUAAUGGAGUCAUCCUCGCUUUUCAAGGGAACCCUUUGCACGGAACCAUCCCAUCCGAAAUAGGACUCCUGAAAGGCUCUCUCAAACACCUUGAUAUCAGUUGGACCAAUAUGGAUGGCUCCCUACCAGAGGAACUCUUUACAGAGUGUACCAACUUGGUUUCACUUCGGGUCUCCAACUGUGGCUUUACUGGGACAAUAAGCGCUGGACUGCAGCUUUUGUCAAAGCUAUACACCUUUGACAUUUCCAACAACAAGUUCCAUGGCACCAUCCCAGCACAGCUUUCUGUUCUGAUAAAGCUACAUCAGUUUAGCGUAAACGGGAAUGACCUUUCUGGUUCCAUUCCAUCAUCUGUGUGUGCUUUGGCGGACCCCACAAAGGGCACAUUUGAAGUGGCAGCUGACUGUUUGCCAAGGGGCGGCACAGGUGAUCCCUUGGUAGAGUGCUCUUGUUGCACUCUGUGUUGCGAUGGUGAUGCUGCCGACUACUGCCUGCCCCACUAGGGUUUCAGUGGCAACCUUGGGAUAAAUUGGCUUGGGGUUUGUCUCGGAAACUGCAGUACGCAACGAUCGAGAGAUACCGGUACGAUAUCUCCCAAGAUGUUCCUGACCUCUGCUUACUUAGAUUAAAAUGGCCUCCACUACUCUGAGCUUGAAUGAGGGCCGAUUGUGAUGUAUUUAUCUUAUAGUAAUUGCUGGGUGUCCCAAUCGACGUAGCUGGGCAUGCACGACAAGUCUCGGAGACUGCUGCAUAUGCAAUGAGAGAUGCGCUAGUUCCCUAACUGUUUUCGACCUCAUCUUUUAAACAGAACUGGCCACAAAUUUUCAAUGAUGCUGUACUAGUUGGCUGGGAAUAGCA